This is a messenger RNA of Durusdinium trenchii, 3669 nucleotides long. NCBI's taxonomy places the organism in Eukaryota, Dinophyceae, Suessiales, Symbiodiniaceae. The record is from the annotation of a GenBank genome assembly.
AUGGACGAGGGCACCUACGACGUGACAAGACCGCCGAUGGUGGUCACCAUCCGGAUGUUGCGGCCUGAAGAGGUGGACACGGAGACCCAGACGAUUCGCCUCAUCCCAAAUGAACGGCUGGUAGUGAAAUCCCCGCCACCUGCCAAGAGGCCUCCGGUGCCCCCUCCUAAACAACCUCCUGUACCCGUUCAACCGCGGGGCUAUGGGGGGGCUACAUCGAGUGGUUCUUCAAGGCCGAGUGAAGCUGCUGAGCAAGGACAAGCGGCGAUGGCAUCUUCAAAGGCGAUGGGUACCGCUAUGGGGUACACCUCAAAGGCUGCGGGAACUGUUCUCCAAGGGGUUUCCAAGUCGGCAGCGGCGGCGAGGAGUUCGAGCUCUACGGGACCUCCUACGCUGGAGCGAAUGCGGCAGCCGGCAACUGACAGGCCGUGGAACAGGCCUGGUAAGGCUCCACCGGCGCAGCUUUUGAUGCCGGUUGGGGGCAUGAUGGAUGAUCAGUUGGAGUUCCAAAGCUCGGUGUUUUGGACGCCUGAGAUCCUGAAUGACAUUCAGGAUUUGAUUGAGGAGGAAGCGUUGUUCUACAAGCCAACGCUCAAGAGUGAUCGAUGGGAUCACUUGACCAUGGAUGGCUGCAGAUGGUUGGUCCGCUACCAUGGAAGUGCGCGGGCGCAGAGGUUUCAUCCUGAACAUCGCAGCUGUCCUGAGGAGAUUGAUGACUUGGAGUUCAUGAGAGUCACCGUCGCUUGGAAGGGCAGUGAAUGGCAUCGAAGAGUGGUCGUGGACUGCGAUUGGCGACGAGCAGAACUGAGCGGGCCGGGAACAUGGGCUGCUAAAGCACGCUACCAGCACAUGCUCCAAAGUCAGAUGGGCGGCCACAUCGCUUGCGCAUUUGAGGAGAAAUAUUUGGUGCGAGCGGAACAGCUCGGCAAGGUGCUUUUACUUUGCUUCCUUUUUGCUUGGCCGCCGGCCACCGUGGUUGAUGAAGUGGAGCUGGACUCGCUGGAGCCAGAGCUCCCAGUGGCUGGCCCUUCAAGUCACGAGACCUUGCCCGAAGAGGUGGUGCCGUUGCGCUAUGACUUGCAGCUGACCUUGGAUCCUGAGAGGUCCACGACCUUUGAGGGCCACGUGAGCAUCCAUCUCAACAUCACCAGGGAGACCUCCAGCAUCAUGUUCAAUGCUCGGAAUUUGGUGCUGGAGUCCAUCGUAUUAUUCCAAGCCAUCGAGCAGCUGCAACCAGCGGAGGUCUUGAAGGACGCUGGAUGGGAGCGGGUCACUCUACAUUUCCGGGAAGCACUUUCGCCUGGCAAUGCUGUGCUGCAGAUCUCCUAUGCUGGGGAAAUGGGGAAGGACAUGGCUGGGCUCUACACUAGCCGAUACAAAAGUCGCCGGGGAUGGAAGACUUUAGCGCUGACUCAGUUCGAAGCCAUUGAUGCCCGGCGCAUGUUGCCUUGCUGGGACGAGCCAAGCAGAAAAGCCGUCUUUGCCCUCAGCGUGGUGGUGCCAGCGGAGCUUAUGGCCGUGUCCAACAUGCCGGCCGCCUCCGAGACCACGCUCGAGCGAGGGAAGCGGAGGAUCACAUUCCUGGACACACCCAGGAUGUCAAGCUACCUCUUGGCCCUGGCCGUGGGGCGUUUUGACACCAUUCAGGCGCAGACCGUGAACGGCACCUUGAUCCGGGUGUUGACCAUGCCCGGCCAAGCAGCCCAAGGGACCUUUGCCCUGUCGGUGGCCGCCCGGGCGCUGAGCUACUAUGAGGAGUACUUCGGUGUGCCCUUCCCGUUGCCCAAGCUGGAUAUGUUGGCUGCUCCCGAUUUCGCCGCUGGAGCCAUGGAGAACUGGGGCUUGGUGAUCUAUCGCGAGGUUGAUCUUCUGUGUAACGAGACCACCGUGGGCGUGGCGCGGAAGGUGCGCAUUGCCACAGUGGUCACCCACGAGCUCUCGCACAUGUGGUUCGGAAACUUGGUGACCAUGGAAUGGUGGGAUCAGCUCUGGCUUAAUGAAGGCUUUGCCAACUGGAUGCAGACUCAGGCUGUGGACGUCCUAUUUCCAGAAUGGCAUAUCUGGGAGCAGUACGUUGUGGAGGAGCAAAGCCGAGCGUUGCAACUGGACGCCUUGCGCAGUUCUCAUCCAGUGGAGGUGCCCAUCCGCCGAGCCAAGGAGGUGGACGAGGUCUUUGAUGCCAUUUCCUACUGCAAAGGUGGCUCAGUGGUGCGCAUGGUCAACGGGGUUUUGGGGAAGGAACUCUUCCGGAAAGGCCUGGGCCUCUACAUGCGGCGCUUUGCCUACAGAAACACCGACUCCACAGAUCUAUGGUCCUGUUGGGAGGAAGUCUCUGGGAUGCCCCUGAUGGCCAUGAUGAGCUCCUGGACGAAGCAGCAGGGCUUCCCCGUCCUGAUGGUCAACGAGACGAAGACCAGUCGAACUGGCGGGUCCUCCAGGCUCCUUCUCUCUCAGCGGUGGUUCCUGGCCGAUGGCAGCGAAGAACCGGAGGAGGGAAACCACAAGAAGCUUUGGCAGAUCCCAUUGCUACCUGGGCCUGGAGGGACCGACGAUCACCUGAUCAUGGAAAGUCCAGAGAUGAGAUGGGAAAAGAAGGAUGGCUUCCUGAAGUUCAACUUUGGCCAAGUGGCGCCUUACCGAGUGCUCUACGACUCUUCCUUGUAUGGAUCCUUGAGUCAGGCGGUGCGCAAUGGACAGGUGAACGCCCUGGAUCGCAUUGGUUUGCUCUUGGACGCCUUGGCCUUUGCCAAGCAGGGGAAGCUGCCCAUGGCGCAACUCUUGGGCCUGGUGUCAGCCUACAAGGGCGAGAAGAGCACGCAUGUCUGGCAAGCCUUGUCAGAGGUGCUUAGCACCCUUCACCGCAUGGCCUCGUUCGCGGAGAGCUCUUUUAGUGCAUUGACGGAUGCGGUGGGCAACGGAAUGCUGAGGGAUGCGCUGCAGGAGGUCGGUAUAGCAGCUUCUGCCAAAGAGACCGACCUCACGCGCCACAAACGGGCAUUGAUCUUGAGGCUAAUGGCCAUGUAUUUGCCCAAGGACAAGGCCUUGGCAGAAGAAGCCAAGCUUCGCUUUGAGCGGUGGCUGAAUGCCCAGGAUCUACAGGACACCUUGCCGGAUGAUUUGAAGACGUCAAUUUUUAAGAUCGUUCUCACCAACGCUGAGACGGAUGCUCCCUACAAUGCCCUACGGCGCUAUGCCCGGCGUACGGACAUCCCGCAGGCCGUGCGUUUGAGCAUCUACACUGCCUUGGGAUCGGCCAAGCGGAAAGACUUGCGUAUGAAGACGCUGGAUAUGGCCACGGGUGGACGCAGUGGAGUUCGGCUCCAAGACAUCAUGUAUCCAGUGCAGGGCGUGUCCCAAGCAGAUCCCGACGGCGCGCAAUUGGCCUGGCGUUGGUUCAUCCAGCGGCGGCGGAGCAUCAUGGCACGGCUGAAAGGUGCCAAUGUGAGGUUGUUGGGUGUGGUGAUCCAGCUUGCUGCUGGAGCUGUGCCGGACAAGGCCCAUGCGAAUGCCGUGGAGGCCUUUUUCCAGCAGCAUCCUGUUCCCGGCUUGGAGCGAUCCAUUGCCCAAGUGGUCGAGAACGUCCGCACAGAUGCAAAGUUCAUGAUGAGAUUCGAAGACGAAAUGCAAGGGGAGGAGAUGAAGGAACUCCUCAAAGGCUUUGAGCUUUAA